AUGGCCUUUCUGGACAUCCCUGUCAAGGCUCAGUUUGCUAGCGUUUCCCAAAGUGUAUUCUGCGGAACUAGCACCUACUGUGUUCUCAACACCGUGCCACCUCUAGAAGAUGAUCAUGGGAACAGCAAUAGUAGUCAUGUAAAAAUCUUUUUACCGAAAAAGCUGCUUGAAUGUCUGCCGAAAUGUUCAAGUUUACCCAAAGAGAGGCACCGUUGGAACACUAAUGAGACCCACAUUUUGCGGCGAUCAUUGACCACCCUUCAGACCUCCAGGACGGGAGCUCACCGGAGAAGCGUUAGCGUUAGGAAAGUGAGUGAGGUAUUCGUGGAUGACUCGGAAGAGAUCAUGACGCAGCCGCCCUUUUGGAUUUCUUUUUAAUAAUGUGUGACCCUUCACCUUUGAUCCCCUGACCUGCAUUACCUUGGUAACCAUUUCAUUUUUUAAUUUAAUUUCAUUUUUUAAUUUUGGUGUACAAGCUGUAACAUUUCAUCUCUCAAAGUGUAACACGCUGAUUUCCUCAAAUAGAGAUACCCCUUUGAGCGAUAAAUUUGCAAAAUGCUGUCUUCAUUUUCUGUAUUAAAAUUCAUUUCAGUUUUUAAAAUAAAGUGUAAUUUGUGUUUUCA
Suricata suricatta (meerkat) is the source of this 623-nucleotide messenger RNA. RefSeq names its product calmodulin-binding transcription activator 1-like. The record is from RefSeq and is a predicted model, not a curated record. Bases 1 to 378 code for a protein of 125 amino acids. The transcript is spliced from 6 exons. NCBI's taxonomy places the organism in Eukaryota, Metazoa, Chordata, Mammalia, Carnivora, Herpestidae.